Messenger RNA from Solanum stenotomum, 1449 nucleotides. RefSeq lists its product as uncharacterized. The transcript has 3 exons. Lineage: Eukaryota; Viridiplantae; Streptophyta; Magnoliopsida; Solanales; Solanaceae. Gene Ontology annotation, molecular function: zinc ion binding. The coding region runs from base 1 to 1449 and encodes 482 amino acids. The record is from RefSeq and is a predicted model, not a curated record.
AUGGAUAGGACAAAUCCAGGAAGUACUAUUCGUAUGAAGUUCACUGAUAAUGAGGUUCCUGGACAACCAUACAGAUUUCAGAGAAUAUUCAUUUGUUUUGCUGCUUGCAAGUUCGGUUUCAAGGCUGGUUGUAGAAAAAUAAUAGGAGUGGAUGGUUGUUGGUUGAAGGGUCCAAUGUACGGAACUCAAUUGUUAUCUGCAGUUGGAAUUGAUGGUAACAAUAAUAUAUUUCCCAUUUCCCACGCCAUUGUUGAGAAAGAAAAUAAAGAGACAUGGACUUGGUUCUUGACUUAUUUGGCUAGCGAUUUGGAUAUACACGAGGAUGAGGCAAGUUGGACCUUUAUGUCCGACAAACAAAAAGGUCUCAUUGAAGCUUUUAAUGAUAUUUUACCAUAUGUUAGUCAUAGAUUUUGUGUGAGACACCUUCAUAACAACUUUAAAAGGGCAGGUUUUGGUAGCUUCUCAUUAAAAAAGGCACUCUGGGCUGCUGCAAAGGCUACUACUGUGCAACAAUUUAUUGUAUGCAUGAAUCAUAUGUUUGAGUUAGAUCCAAAUGCUGCUGCUUGGUGUAAUGAAAAAGAACCUAGUCAAUGGACAAUGGCUUAUUUCUCCUCAGAUGCUAAAUCUGACAUGUUGUUGAAUAACGUGUGUGAAGUAUACAAUAGCAUGAUACUUGAUGCUAGAGACAAGCCAAUUUUGACACUUUUGGAGAAAUUGAGAUAUCUACUCAUGGCUAGAAUGCUUGCUAACAGGGAGAAAGCAGAACAAUGGAAUCUAGGUGAUGUUUGUCCCAAGAUUAAAGAUAUAUUGCUUAAAAAUCAAAAGGCAGCCGGAGAAUAUAUUCCUAGAAAGUCAAAUCAAUGGAACUAUGAAAUUAUAGGGGCUGGUAUCAUGGAUAAUUGGGCAGUGGACUUGGAGAAGAGAAUAUGUAGUUGUAGAAAAUGGAGUCUCACUGGAAUCCCUUGCAAGCACGCAAUUGCAGCUAUUUGGGCUAAUCGAGAAGACACUCUUGAUUAUGUCCAUGAUUCCUACAUGCUGAAAACGUACCGAAAAAUAUAUGAGAAUGCAAUUUUUCCGAUGAAUGGCCCGCAAAUGUGGCCAAAAUCUAACAAACUUCCUCCGUUGCCUCCAAGGAGUUUGACAAGUACAAAGAGAGGAAGAAAGCAGAAGAAGAGAAGAAAAGAAGCUGAUGAAGUAGGAGCAAGUCGAAUAACGAUGAAAAGGAAACAAAAAUCUCUAGAUUGUAGUACUUGCCACAAGUCUGGUCACAACAAAAGGACUUGCAAAACUAAAGAUGUGCAGCUUGAAACUACUUCUUCUGUUCGUGAUAAACUACCUUGCGAAUAUGGUGCUGCUAUUUUGGUGCAAUUUUGGAGUCUGUUUUUGGAGCUUUUCUCGUUUCUAGUGCUUUCUGGUGGUGGUGUUGAUGCAAGUUUAAUGCUGAUUUAG